This is a messenger RNA of Botrytis sinoallii, 573 nucleotides long. RefSeq lists its product as uncharacterized. Gene Ontology annotation, cellular component: mitochondrion; cytoplasm. The record is from RefSeq and is a predicted model, not a curated record. Gene Ontology annotation, biological process: prolyl-tRNA aminoacylation. Gene Ontology annotation, molecular function: ATP binding; proline-tRNA ligase activity. The transcript is spliced from 3 exons. The coding region runs from base 1 to 573 and encodes 190 amino acids. Lineage: Eukaryota; Fungi; Ascomycota; Leotiomycetes; Helotiales; Sclerotiniaceae.
AUGGCUAGGCUCACACAGCUCUUCCGAUUGGAAGACCGAAAGGAGGCGAGGUAUCUUCUUGCUCCUACACAUGAGGAAGAAAUCACGGAAUUGGUUUCAAACUCGGUCCAAUCAUACAAAGAACUUCCUGUUCGUUUAUACCAGAUUACUCGAAAGUAUCGUGAUGAGCUACGACCGAGGCAAGGACUUCUCCGUUCUCGAGAAUUUGUCAUGAAAGAUCUUUAUACGUUUGAUUACAAUAACACUUCCGCUCUGUCAACUUACGAAAAUGUUCGCAAAGCAUAUCAUAAUCUUUUCGAUGAACUAAAAAUUCCAUAUCUUGUAGCCGAAGCCGAUUCAGGAGACAUAGGUGGUGACCUCAGUCAUGAGUUUCACUUUCCAACUAAGAUUGGGGAAGACAAUAUCAUCAGUUGCAGUAAAUGCAAUUAUGUGGCAAAUGAGGAGUUAGCAGAAAGUGGGUUGCCAAAAUUGAAUGAGGCCGAGAGUUUGGAGAACGAGUUUAAAAACCUGAAGAAGGUUGGUGGGUUCUCUCGUGAUGGAUCUACCCUAAUUGUCCACUUGGUUUUAUUCUGA